Molecule: messenger RNA, 2130 nt
Organism: Cercospora beticola
Lineage: Eukaryota; Fungi; Ascomycota; Dothideomycetes; Mycosphaerellales; Mycosphaerellaceae
Product: transcription initiation factor TFIID subunit 7 family protein
Biological process (GO): transcription initiation at RNA polymerase II promoter; RNA polymerase II preinitiation complex assembly
Cellular component (GO): transcription factor TFIID complex
Molecular function (GO): RNA polymerase II general transcription initiation factor activity
Source: RefSeq, a predicted model, not a curated record
AUUCGGAGGGAGCAGCCCUACGUGAUGCACUACUCACCAUUCACGUCCUUCUCUCACAUGUUGCUGCGAGCCAAGCAAAGGCUCGUGCCGCCCCCGCAGAGUGCCCGCGACCCGCAAGAUCUCAUCAUGCAACUCAGAGCUGUGGAGAGCGCUUCGCUUCACCACCAACUUCCCAAUCGCGUUGCACCGCCACACCUCUCUAUCCACUUGCCGGACCGCCGCGUUGGUCAUACCAUUCGACAUUAUUGCGCGUAUCGCUGCGUGACACCGUGCAUGCGGACUCCAUUCCAGCGCGCACCGGUGGACCUCCUCGCAGACACUGCCACCGGUGAAUAGCAAGAUGCUGAAGCUGAAAAUCGGAGCCGGCACCAAGGCCGCACAACAGGGCGGCGGCGCCAGUGGAAGCGGCGAUGGCGACAAGACACCACAGACACCUGGUGCGAGCACACCGGGCGGCGGCGGCAUCAAACUGAAGUUGAACUUCUCACAUCCUCCGACUCCCGUCGAACCAGGACCAUCGUCGCUCAACCCGCCGGCGAGCGCCCCGGCGGAGAAGAAGAAGCGCGCAUAUACCAAAAAGGCUACUGAUGGCGCGCCCAAAAGCAAGAAGCGCGCUCUGGAGGAUGACUCUGCCGCCCCGGCUGCCAAACGGAAAAUCUCCCUCAAAUUGGGAGGACUAGGAGGGCAAGGAGGUUCGGCAGCAGAGGCCUCAGCAUCGCCGAAAAUCACGCUGGGGCAGAAGAAGACAAAAGCUCAGCCGAGACUGGUCGACAUUCGCGCGCGUGGUAAGGUGCCACCGCGGCCGAAAGGUGUCGGAUACGAUUCUGAGGAUUCCGAGACCGAAAAGGACCCCGCUGUCCAGCAAGCAUUGAUCUUGCGCAUGCAGCCCGGACCAGACGCCGAAUACAUCAGGAAUGCGAUUGCCGAAGGCAGGAUUGGACCAUCUUCGAGCGGCGGUGAUGCGGAGGUCUCAAUCAAGUUCCUCGAGCGCAAUUACAGGCGCGCUUACAUCAAAGUGCAAGGCAGGAUGUACGGGGCAGUAUUGGUCGAUUUACCAUGCAUCGUUGAGUCGAUGAAGAGCUUUGACAAAAAGGGCUGGUGGAAGGUGGCAGACAUCGCACAGAUGUUGCUUGUGCUCGGGAGAUGCGACACAGAGGAGCAGGUGAAGACGAUGCCCCUUCCGAGAGAAGUGAAUAAGGAGAACUAUCAAUACGCACACGGAAUCACGCCGCCUAUGCAUUGGGCUCGGAAACGCCGCUUCCGGAAGAGGCUGAACUACAACGAGGCGAUGAAUGUCGAAGAAGAGGUUAACAGGCUUUUGCAGGCGGACAAGGAGUGGGAGGAACGGGGAGGCUCAGUCACAAGCGCGAGGAUUGGAGACCUCCAGCAACAGCAGCAGCAAGAGCAACACGAGGAUGUGGAAAUGGGGCAGGCAGACCAACAGAACGGGGGCUACUCAUUCGAAUUCGGCGAUGAAGAUGCGGAAGGGGAGGAUGCGAUAGAAACAGUCGAGCACGACGAUAUGGAGGAGGGCGAUCCAGAUCUUGAAGCAGGACUGCAGGCUAUGUUCGAUGAGAACGAAGACGAAGCCGACGCAUCGCAGCUGAUUUCCGACUCACCUGCGCCUAUUGCAGAUCAAGGGGCUUCUAUGGCCGCUGCUGCCAUGCAGUCAGAUAUCGAUGCUACUCCUGUGGGUACUCCAGCGGCCGAGCAAACGCAGGACGAGCAAUCAGACGACGAGGACGAAUCGGACGAGGAUGAGGAUUCUCCUGAUGUCGUGGACGAGGAUGCUGCAGCGAAGGCAGCAGAACGUGCCCAGCAGCUAGAGGAGGUUGCUGAUCUGGAACGUGAGGUGGAGCGGGCAAAAUACAAAGUCAACAGCAUGUCGAAUCAGCUGCUGCAACAACGCGAGAGGAAGAAGUUGGCGGCGCUGGAAGAAGAACUUGCCGUGAAGAAGCAGGUCUUUGGUUUGGAUAUGGAGGACUGAAAGUCAUGCCGCAUUGUCUGCAGCUAGAAACGCCUGUCAUUAUGCAAACGGCAUUAUGUGACAUGCCGUAAUGAAAAAGCACCCCGCGGACUUGCCGCGAGGGUAGAGUAUCACUUCCCGAACUGUGUUGCUCUUGUCGCCAA